AUGGCAUCUCCUCCUCCAACGAAUAACAGUACUACGCUCAAAGGGAAUGCUAUCACACAACAACAUACCCUUCAUGCCGCACUCCUGUCGUCUCGAAUCGCACUCCAAAAAUCAGUCACCAUCGCAAACCGACUUCCGCUUCCGGACGCUAUAGUAGCAUAUCGGGAGCAUGACGCUGCGAGGGACGCUGUGAAGGAACUAGAAGAGGAACUGAGAGGUUUAGAAGAGGAACUUGCAAGUGUACAGGAGGUUCUAUGUAACCUGAAUGGGAUGAACGCGGAGGAGCGUCCGCUAAAGCGGAAACGUCCCACCGUCGAAGUGGACGAAGACGAAGCCAACGAUAGAGCCUCGAUCGAGCAUGACUUUGCCACACAUUUGCAUACCGCACACGCCUACCACUCUCAGCUCACCGCCCACACUCAUGCAUACACCCUCCAGACUCUGAGCAAAUGGAGCAGCAAAGUACUCGCCGUACAUCCCACGCUCUUCCAGCCGCAAGGUCAACAGGGAACCGGCACAUCCAAGUUUGCACAGCAGAUGCGGGAUGGGAACGGGACUGGAGCAGGGGAGACGCCGAGGGAUGUCGUGCAGGCUGUGGAGAUGGCUUUGGCCAACGAUGGGCUGAAGCGGAAGACACGCGGACGUGUUCAUGGGGAAAGGAGGAUAGGUGCGAAACACGACGCGCUUGCGGGGCCUAGCGUUGGUAGUCAAGACAGACAAGCACAAGAAACGGACGUGGACGGUAAUGAGGAAGGAGGGAAUAACACCGCCCAGACCAGUGACGAGCAAGAGACUUUCUCAGACGGAGACUUCUAUGGUUCCCUUCUCCGUGAGAUUAUCGAUUCCCGCCGCCUUCCCGGCACCCUCUCGUCCGAGGCGCUCACCCAGCUUCUGCCCAACCGGAGGUCGAAACAGCUCAAGCCGCGCGUCGAUACCAAAGCCAGUAAAGGCCGGAAAAUACGCUACGAGGUGCAUGAUAAGCUGAGGAGGUUUAUGAUGCCGUCUAUGCCUGUGGUUGUCAGGGGUUGGGGGGAAGCACAGGUUGACGAGCUUUUUGGUAGUUUGCUGGGAGGAGGGGGUGAAACGGGCCUAGGGCCAGUUGAGGAGGGGACUCAUCCAACCACGUUGGACAAACAGCAUGAUAAAACGCAGAACGACACAGAUAUACCAGUCGGGCAGCUAAGGGUAUUUGGUUAGUACAUGUAUAUGGUUCCCAGCAGUUUGUAGUACGGCAGUGGUAUAAUGCAUUCGGGUAACCUCCCUCUGCCAGCA
Dacryopinax primogenitus is the source of this 1272-nucleotide messenger RNA. RefSeq names its product TRAUB-domain-containing protein. The transcript has a single exon. Gene Ontology annotation, cellular component: nucleus; nucleolus. Gene Ontology annotation, biological process: maturation of SSU-rRNA from tricistronic rRNA transcript (SSU-rRNA, 5.8S rRNA, LSU-rRNA). The record is from RefSeq and is a predicted model, not a curated record. Bases 1 to 1197 code for a protein of 398 amino acids. Lineage: Eukaryota; Fungi; Basidiomycota; Dacrymycetes; Dacrymycetales; Dacrymycetaceae.